Ceratotherium simum simum (southern white rhinoceros) is the source of this 455-nucleotide messenger RNA. The record is from RefSeq and is a predicted model, not a curated record. NCBI's taxonomy places the organism in Eukaryota, Metazoa, Chordata, Mammalia, Perissodactyla, Rhinocerotidae.
CUGCAGGUCUGCGGGUCUGAGUGUCGCGGCGGCGCGCUCGCGGCGAGAAUCGGGAAGAGGAGGAGACGGCAAGGAUAGGCCCAGGAGCAAUGGCGUCCAAAGAGGAAGCAGCAGUAAAAAAUCUCAAAGUGGCAAAUGCCGAACAGGAAAACGAAGGAGAGGACCCGGCCCCUGUACAAAAUGGAGAGGAAUCAUGCCAUUUGAAGAAGGGUGAAGGCCAGAAGCCUGGAGGAAAUGUUAGGCUGGGGCGAGUUAGGCGCCUUGUCCCUAAUUUUCGAUGGGCCAUACCUAACAGGCAGCCUGAUCACAAUGAAGUGGGAGAUGAUGUAGAGAAGUUCAUAGGGCAGAUGAUGGAAAUCAGGAGAAAGACUAGGGAGCAGCAACUGAGGCAUCAUAUGCCUUUCCAGACUCCUGAACCUGAUAAUCAUUAUGACUUUUGCCUUAUCCCUUGAAUC